Ornithorhynchus anatinus (platypus) is the source of this 1947-nucleotide messenger RNA. It is a transcript of the gene CNGA1, whose product is annotated as cyclic nucleotide gated channel subunit alpha 1. Gene Ontology annotation, cellular component: intracellular cyclic nucleotide activated cation channel complex; plasma membrane. NCBI's taxonomy places the organism in Eukaryota, Metazoa, Chordata, Mammalia, Monotremata, Ornithorhynchidae. The coding region runs from base 1 to 1947 and encodes 648 amino acids. Gene Ontology annotation, molecular function: protein-containing complex binding; cGMP binding; intracellularly cGMP-activated cation channel activity. The transcript is spliced from 7 exons. The record is from RefSeq and is a predicted model, not a curated record. Gene Ontology annotation, biological process: monoatomic cation transmembrane transport.
AUGACGAGCAGGCCGGUGAGCACCCAGCGCUCCUCUGCAUGCAUCCCCCUGCUGCUGGUGCAAGACCCUGAAAAGGAGAUCAUACGAAUGGAAAGUGGGGAGAGCAGGGCACUGUACCUGCCAGGGGCCGUGGCACUGUGCAACAUGAACAACAGCAGCAACAAGGAGCAAGAGGAGAAAAACAAACGGAACAAGGGAAAGAAGGGCAAGACAGAGGGGAAGAAAGAGAAGAACAAGGACCCAGACAAGAAGAAGAACAAAGACAAGAAGGAGAAGGACAAGAAAAAGAAGAAAGAAGAGGCAGAGAAGAGCGAAGUGAAGAAGGAAGCGGAGAAGAGAGAGGUCCUGGUCAUCGACCCGUCCGGGAACACCUACUACCGCUGGCUCUUCUGCAUCACGCUGCCCGUCAUGUACAACUGGACCAUCAUCGUUGCCCGAGCCUGCUUCGAGGAGCUCCAGUCAGAUUACUUACAGUCCUGGCUCUUCUUCGACUACUUCUCGGAUGGGGUCUACCUGGCCGAUAUGUUUGUGCGAACGAGGACAGGCUACCUGGAACAGGGGCUGUUGGUGAAGGAAGAGCUCAAGCUCCGAGAGAAGUACAAGGCCACCGUGCAGUUCAAGCUGGACGUGCUGUCUGUGGUGCCCACAGACCUGCUCUUCCUGAAGCUGGGCUGGAACUACCCCGAGCUGAGACUCAACAGGCUGCUCAGGGUCUCCCGCAUGUUCGAGUUCUUCCAGCGGACGGAGACCCGGACCAGCUACCCCAACGUCUUCCGCAUCUCCAACCUGGUCAUGUACAUCGUGAUCAUCAUCCACUGGAACGCCUGCGUCUACUACUCCAUCUCCAAGGCCGUGGGCUUCGGUGCCGACACCUGGGUCUACCCCGACGUCCGGGACCCCGAGUUCGGCCGCCUGGCCCGCAAGUACGUCUACAGCCUCUACUGGUCGACGCUCACCCUGACCACCAUCGGGGAGACCCCGCCGCCCGUGAGGGACUCCGAGUACUUCUUCGUGGUGGUCGACUUCCUGAUCGGGGUGCUGAUCUUCGCCACCAUCGUCGGCAACAUCGGCUCCAUGAUCUCCAACAUGAACGCGGCCCGGGCCGAGUUCCAGGCCCGUAUCGACGCCAUCAAGCAGUACAUGCGGUUCCGGAACGUCAGCCAGGACCUGGAGAAGCGGGUCAUCAAAUGGUUCGACUACCUGUGGUCCAACAAGAAGGCGGUGGACGAGAGGGAGGUGCUGAAGUACCUCCCCGACAAGCUGAGGGCCGAGAUCGCCAUCAACGUGCACCUCGACACGCUCCGGAAGGUGCGCAUCUUUGCCGACUGCGAGGCGGGGCUGCUGGUGGAGCUCGUCCUGAAGCUGCAGCCGCAGGUCUACAGCCCCGGGGACUACAUCUGCAAGAAAGGGGACAUCGGGCGCGAGAUGUACAUCGUCAAAGAGGGCAAGCUGGCCGUGGUGGCCGACGACGGGCUCACCCAGUUCGUGGUCCUCAGCGACGGCAGCUACUUCGGCGAGAUCAGCAUCCUCAACAUCCCGGGGAGCAGGGCCGGCAACCGCCGGACCGCCAACAUCCGGAGCAUCGGCUACUCCGACCUCUUCUGCCUGUCCAAGGACGACCUGGUGGAGGCACUGACCGAGUACCCAGACGCCAAGGCCAUGCUGGAGGAGAAGGGGAAGCAGAUCCUCUUGAAGGAUGGGCUGCUGGACCUGACCGUCGCCAACGCGGGGAGCCACCCCAAGGACCUGGGGGAGAAGGUGUCCCGGGUGGAGGCCGCCGUGGACGUCCUGCAGACGCGCUUCGCCCGCAUGCUGGCCGAGUACGAGUCCAUGCAGCAGAAGCUGAAGCGGAGGCUCGCCAAGGUGGAAGAGUCCCUGAAGCCACUUGUCCCGGCCCAGUUGCUUCCUGACCUCGACGGAGACCCGCCGGAGCCCUCCCGGGGCUAA